This is a messenger RNA of Bursaphelenchus okinawaensis, 1280 nucleotides long. The record is from the annotation of a GenBank genome assembly. Lineage: Eukaryota; Metazoa; Nematoda; Chromadorea; Rhabditida; Aphelenchoididae.
AUGGACCACAUGGAAGUGGACCAAAAAACAAAGUCUCCACUGCCAGGAGCUUCUGCUGAUGGAGAUUCAAACUUUGGAAGCUCUGGUGAAGCUAAUUUGCCAAAGGGAAAGGCAAAAGAGGAAGAAAAGUAAGUUUUACAAGUUUUUUUUGUAUUUUUAGGUUUAACAAGAUGUAUAAAGGUGUUAAGGAAUUUAUUGUCGAAAGUGGAAUUAUAGUUUGCUUUGUUUUCAGAGUUUACCUUUAAGAUAAACUCCUUGGUUAACAUGUUUUUACUUAUAUUUUCUGUUUCAGAUUCCGCUACGGCAACUACAAUCAAUAUUAUGGAAGCAGACUGGAGGCAAAGUUUACCAAAGAUCCUAGGAUAGAUCUUCUACGCGAAGAAUGGUUCAGGAACAAGUUUGUUCUCGACGUUGGAUGUAAUACGGGAGUGUUGACGAAUUACCUGGCCAAACAUUGGGGUCCAAGCAGGAUGGAUGGACUUGAUAUUGAUCCAGUGCUAGUUGGUAUUGCUAGGAAGAACAUACGACAUUAUUGUGACAAAAAGGAACACGAUGUAAGUGAUUUUGACUUGUUUUUGGUUGGUUUAAAGUUUAGGUCAAUGUUUUAAAAGUAAGGAGCUGCAAAAUCAUAACUGUUAUUUUAUUUAGAGCUUAUUGUGACUGGAAAAGUUCAUUUAUAAUCUUUCAGGCUCUCGUUGGAAAACUUCCAGCAAUGAAAGAGCAUAAAGAAGGAGAGAAGAAGGUAUUUCCUCAUAAUAUUUGGUUUACUUGCACUAGCUAUGUCUUUCCUGAUGAUGAGUUCUUGGACAUGGUUAGGCCUGAGUAUGAUACAAUUAUGGCACUGUCUAUUACAAAGUGGAUUCAUUUGAAUUGGGGAGAUGAAGGUCUAAAGAGAUUCUUUAAACGAGCGUUCAAGAAUCUGAAGUCAGGCGGCGUAUUCAUAAUGGAGCCUCAAGAUUACAGGACGUACUACAAGUCUUGUAAGAAGAUUGUAAGUUUUUUAUGUUUCUGGUUUAUUUUUUAGAAGCAAAUUUAGAUUAGACGAUAUUGUUUGAACUUUGAAACCUCAGUGUUUCUUGCAUAGUCAAUGUUAAGAUACCUAAUUCAGUUAUUUUCAGCCAUCCCUCAAAGAAACCUACAAAAACUUGAAAAUGAGGCCAGAGAUGUUUGCUCAUUACUUGUUCGAAGAAGUUGGAUUUUCCGAAUUUGUAGAUUUGGGAAUCCCAGAAGCCAAAACGAAAGGGUAUCAACGGCCGAUCUAUGCCUUCAAAAAGAAAUAA